Messenger RNA from Australozyma saopauloensis, 1269 nucleotides. RefSeq lists its product as uncharacterized. The record is from RefSeq and is a predicted model, not a curated record. Lineage: Eukaryota; Fungi; Ascomycota; Pichiomycetes; Serinales; Metschnikowiaceae. The transcript has a single exon. Bases 1 to 1269 code for a protein of 422 amino acids.
AUGCUGGGGCCAUUCUUUCCUACUGCUCAGACGCACAGAGGCUCUAUCCAUAGUCUAGACUAUGAAAGACCAAUUUCAGACUCAUAUGUACCUUUAGAUGAACAUUUGGCUGUGCAAUUAAGCAGCUCAAUGAAUAGCAUGUAUUUACGCUCACCGAUGGGCUAUCAGGGCGCAGGAUUUGGAGACCAAAGCCCGUAUUACUCCAACCAAGAUGAUCUCCUACCGAUAUCCACGAACAUGAGCAGCGCUAGACAUGUUUCUCCAGAAUUAUGGACGAGUCCCAAAUUUUCUGAACCAUCAAAAAUUGCGACUUACUUCAAUCCCUCUUACUUCGCUGAACCUCUCCCCAUGGAACCUAUCACUCCUCUAACUGGGCCGAACCAUUCCAGAAGUAGAAGUGAGUAUUCGGUUCCGUAUAUCGAUGUGGGCCAGUCUGCAGCAAUAUCUCGACUGCAAUCACAGCCUUUCAAAAUUUCUAUGCCUCCUCAUAGGAGGCCAAUCAAUCUAGAUACCAAUGCCGCCGCAAGCAUUAAUUAUAUUCCCAAAGACCAAUUGAUAUCAGAAGCAACAGCAAGGCCGGCUUUCGUCUCGACUUUGUAUGACCAAAGUGGUCUUGCAAUGCUGGCUGCCCAGCCUUCUCAUCACACACCCCUAGUGCCACCAAACGUCGACAGAACAUACCCAACCAUAUCAGUUGAUCUUGAGCUACAACAAUUGCUAGAUGAAGACCCUUUUCAUAAUCCGAAUGCCGAAGACCCUUGGAAGUUUGUCAAGGUUGACGAUCUCGACGAAAAUUUGUCUGAUCUCCUUGCUCUCGAUAAUUCGCUUCCUCAAACUAAGAUUAGAAGUCCUCCAGAACCUAGGCGCAAGUCUGUGACAAUCCUCAGUCCUCUUAGAGUAAGCAAUACCCAAUCUCCUUCCUCCGUAGUGCUGGGAGGCUCUCCUAGAAGUCGGAGACGGAGUAGCUUGUUUGAACAUCUGGAAGCACUCAUGGGCCCGCUCUUCUCAAUGGCCGAUUGUUCAAACGAAUUUCACUUGACUAGCAACAUAUCUUUUCAGGACGAAACAGCGGAAGUGCAGAAGCGCCACAGUAUCACGGGGUCAAUGAAGAAAAAGUCGAGUACAAAAUCUCACAAACAUUCGUCCAAGCCUCUGCUCAGUAAACCAAAGAUACCACCCAAUCUCGGCAAGGCGGCUCUGGCUAAGACAGCACGUAUUCUCAAGGACAUGGAAGCUGGAUUACUGUCAUUCCAACUCCCAACGAAGUAA